Schistosoma turkestanicum is the source of this 1256-nucleotide messenger RNA. The record is from the annotation of a GenBank genome assembly. NCBI's taxonomy places the organism in Eukaryota, Metazoa, Platyhelminthes, Trematoda, Strigeidida, Schistosomatidae.
AUGAGUUACGUCAUAACACGGGUUGAUCCAAAUUUGUCUCCAACAGCGUCAGUUUGGAUAUCUGGUAUUGCUUUGGCUAUGCAGGGUGUUUCCAUGCCAUUCGGUGGAUUGCUUGCUAAGAAGCUCGGCUUUCGUAUUGUUGUUGCUGUCAGUUGUUUACUUGAUAGUAUUAGUAUCUUUCUGACGUACGUUACAAUCCAAAGAUCCUUCGCUGGAGUCAUCAUUACAUAUUCUGUGCUGCAAGGAUUGGGUCUAGGUUUUGGCUAUUCUGUAGUAUUGGCUGUGGCUGCAACGUGGUUCCCAAAACGACGUGGUCUCGUGGUUGGUUUGAUUGUUGGUGGCUUUGGCUUAGGGGCUCUGGUGUUCACUCCAAUAGAAACUGCUCUAAUCAAUCCAAAUAAUGUCCCUGUUGAUGCAAAAACAAGAUACUAUAACAAUCCCGAUGUUCUUGACCGGAUUCCAGUUGCAUUUCUGAUUCUUGGUGGUAUUCUUCUUGGAUUACAAAUAAUUGGACUCAUAUUAUUGCGUCCAAAACCACCUAAAAUUCUAUUCGGUCAUCAGUACAUUGACAAUGACCAAUUCUUAUCGAUUGUUGCUACAUUUUCAUCCCUUUUCAAUGCUGGUGGUCGUGUCAUUUGGGGUGCAAUUGUUGAUCGAAUAUCCUUCAAGAUACCAAUGAUGAUCAUGCUUGUAAUUUGGGCAAUAGUACUAUUCUCAUUUCCACAUAUUGGAUCACUGACAGGUGUUGGAUUACAAGUUAUAUAUGCUAUUUGGGUAUUCAUUUUGUUCUUUUCACUGAGUGGUGUUUUCGUCAUUCAACCUGCAGCUACUGGAAUUAUAUUUGGCCCUUUAAAUAUGGCAGUGAAUUAUGGUCUUAUUUUUACUGCAUUUACGGUUGGCAGUCUUCUCUGUUCCAUCAUCACAAAUUUUAUUCACACUCCGAAUGCUUAUUUGAUACAGUUUACUGGUUGUGGUUGCGUGUGCAUAGUUGCUCUGGUUGCCAGCAUUUGGAUCGAGGAUAGGAAAAUGCCAAAACGUUGCAAAAUCUGCAACUGUUGCGCUGCUACAUGCAUAUCUCUACGUGUUGGAUAUCAUCAUGCUAAUGAAACUACAGAAAGAAUGCUAGAAGAUACAAACUGAAAAAAAAACUAAUUAGUAAAGCAACUUACAACUUAUACGCUUAUUCAUUUGUAGAUUAGUGCUUUCUGUUGAAUAAUGAUAAUAAUUGACAUAUUUUUGUAUAAAUUACACAAAAC